AUGAAUAUUGCUGACCCAUGGAACUGCAGUAGUGUUUCUUCCGAUCGAGCCCAGCAACUUGAUGAGGGUGAGUCAGAAUCAGCGAAUUUGCAAUUUGAAGACGACUUUGAAGCUGCAGUCAUCUCAUCAAGCAAUUACGGAGGUGGUAGUCACGAAAACAGCUCUCGUCAACCACAAGAUAAUCGACUCCCGGAUUCAGAUAAUUACUUGGCUGUUCUAGAGCGAAAGUUGAAAAGAUUGAAAACUAACCCGACCGUGCUACAGCAAUUGGCCGAGCGAAGAGAAGUUUGUAUGCAAUAUCUGCUCAACGAUAACGACAGAUUAUCUUGUGCAGAUUCCGAACUAGACGAACCAGUCAACAACAACGAGCUGCUACGCUUCAUUAAACCUGAACAGCCUCUUUCCAUUGCUGAAGUUGUGAAUCUUGUGAAGUACGACCACCUCGAACCGGAACCAGCACAAAAAGAUUUGGAUACACACGUUAGCAAAGAGAGCGAGGAGAGCGGUACCGAGAGUUCUACCAGUCGUUAG
This is a messenger RNA of Malaya genurostris, 531 nucleotides long. RefSeq lists its product as uncharacterized. The record is from RefSeq and is a predicted model, not a curated record. The transcript is spliced from 2 exons. Gene Ontology annotation, biological process: cilium organization. Lineage: Eukaryota; Metazoa; Arthropoda; Insecta; Diptera; Culicidae. Bases 1 to 531 code for a protein of 176 amino acids.